This is a messenger RNA of Solea senegalensis (Senegalese sole), 1633 nucleotides long. Its product is annotated as tripartite motif-containing protein 14. The record is from RefSeq and is a predicted model, not a curated record. Gene Ontology annotation, molecular function: protein binding. The transcript is spliced from 7 exons. Lineage: Eukaryota; Metazoa; Chordata; Actinopteri; Pleuronectiformes; Soleidae. The coding region runs from base 63 to 1358 and encodes 431 amino acids.
UUCUUACCCUGCACAUUCUUGACAGAAAACACGGACGACAGUCGGAAAAGCAGAUCUCAGAAAUGGCAGAAAAUGAGUCGUCGCGUCGUGGCGACGCUCAGUCAACAACCGCCCAGUCCGUGCAGAGCGCUCUCGCUGCACCACCUACAGGCGCCAGCAGUGUACUGCAGGGAGGACUGAGCCUCACGCCACUGGAUUCCAGCAGUGACCGAGUGGUUCAGCCGUUUCCACGCUCGCCAAAACUACAGAGGAGGAAAUCUGCCAAGCCCACGAAGGAGCAGCUGUCCAGACAGUUAGACGAGCUACUGGCGGAGAGAUCCAGGACUGACGCUCACAUCAAGUCUCUGAAAAAGCGCAGCACAGACCUGUCUAGGAGCACAGAGGCGAUGAAGCAGCGCGUCCUCGAGCACUUCGAGAACAUGCGAGCUGCCCUGAGGCGGGAUGAGCAGGCCGUCCUGGACUCGCUGGAGCUGGACCUGAGGCGGACCAGAACCAGGCUGGACCAGGUUCUGAAGACCUGGAAGCAGCACCAGGACCAGGUCACCAAGAGCGUCUGCAGCAUCCAGAGAGCGCUGAGCAAGAGCUCGGCAGCGAAGGAAGACGACGAGGGUCAGUUCGAGCCUCUGAGUCAUAAGAAGCCCGACGCCUCUGAAAAGGAAAUCCGGCUGAACGACGAGAGAUUCGAGAGGCUCCUGAAAACGCUGUUCUCCGUCUCUAAAAACCUGAAAGCCCAGCUGCAGAGGAAGACGCUCCUGUUAGAUGCGUCCCCUGUAGUGAUUGACAGGCAGACGUGUCACAGUCAGAUCACGGUGACCUCAGAGGGGCGGGGCAUGUCCUUCUCAGGCUCCGGCCCGUCCGGCCACGAUCGCCCUCUGCAGUUCGACAAAGUCUGCUGCGCUCUGGCUUCAUCGCCGAUCACGGCGGGUCAGAAUUACUGGGAGGUCGACGUGCGCUGCUGCUCAGCCUGGGCUGUGGGCGUGGCCUACACCAGCCUGCAGCGGAAGGGAAAGGACAAGGGCGCCAAGCUGGGCCGGAACAGGAACUCGUGGUGCGUGGAGCUCCGCAACCACAGCCUGUCCGCUUGGCACAACGACCGGCACGUGGCGUGUCACGGCGUCGGGCAGACGCCGCUGGCGAGGGUGGGCGUGUGGGUGAAUUACGACAAGGGUCAGCUGAUGUUUUACGACGCGGACGCCAUGGUCGUCCUGCAGAAGUUCUCUGCGGCUGUGACGCCGGUGUUCGACAGAGCUCAUCACCAGUUCACCGAGCCCCUGUAUCCCGCCAUACGCUUCCUGAAGCCGUCACAGAACCAGACGUGGCCGAACCACAUGGAGCUCUGUCACCUCAGCGCUCUGUGAGGUGGAGGAGGACGACGACGCUCGCUUCAUGUUCAAGAUAACGCGUGCAGUUGUUCAGGUCGAUGUACAGCACUUUACAAAUUUAUUAGAGCACCAAUGUUCGGUUUGAGUGUUUUUGUUCUUUUAGCACAGCCCUGAUGUAUGCGAUGUAAUAAGAAACUAACCUGAAGUCAAUGUCCAGCAGCAGACUCUUCAUCGGCUCAUGUUGCUGCUCCAGGUUUCGCAGUUUUAUCAACUCCUGGAGUCUGAAAUAAACACAACCAUUAACAAACUAA